GGAGGGGGCGCCCGCGCCGCCAUAUUCGCUCCCGCCGGCCAGCCCCGCGGCGCGCAGCCACCAUGAGCACCGCCGCCUUCCACAUCUCCAGCCUCCUGGAGAAGAUGACGUCCAGCGACAAGGACUUCAGGUUCAUGGCCACCAGUGACCUGAUGUCGGAGCUGCAGAAGGACUCCAUCCAGCUGGAUGAGGACAGCGAGCGGAAGGUGGUGAAGAUGCUGCUCAGGCUGCUGGAGGACAAGAACGGUGAGGUGCAGAACCUGGCCGUCAAGUGCCUGGGUCCUCUGGUGGGCAAAGUGAAGGAGUACCAGGUGGAGACCAUCGUGGAUGCCCUCUGUGCCAACAUGCGGUCAGAUAAGGAGCAACUCCGAGACAUCGCUGGCAUUGGCCUCAAGACUGUCCUGUCGGAGCUCCCUCCUGCAGCUACAGGCUCUGGCCUGGCUACCAACGUGUGCCGGAAGAUCACUGGCCAGCUCACCAGUGCCAUCGCCCAGCAGGAGGAUGUGGCUGUGCAGCUGGAAGCCCUGGACAUCCUCUCUGAUAUGCUGAGCAGGCUGGGCGCCCCUCUGGGUGCCUUCCACGCCAGCCUCCUGCACUGUCUGCUGCCGCAGCUGAGCAGCCCACGCCUGGCCGUGCGCAAGCGGGCAGUCGGGGCACUGGGCCACCUGGCGGCCGCCUGCAGCACCGACCUCUUCGUGGAGCUCGCGGACCACCUGCUGGAUCGGCUGCCCGGCCCGCGCGCACCCGCCAGCCCCGUCGCCAUCCGCACUCUGAUCCAAUGUCUGGGUAGCGUCGGCCGGCAGGCAGGCCACCGCCUCGGCGCCCACCUGGACCGCCUGGUGCCCCUGGUGGAGGAGUUCUGCAACCUGGAUGACGAUGAGCUCCGGGAGUCCUGCCUCCAGGCCUUUGAGGCCUUCCUGAGGAAGUGCCCCAAGGAGAUGGGUCCUCACGUGCCCAGCGUGACCAGCCUCUGCCUCCAGUACAUGAAGCAUGACCCGAACUAUAACUACGACAGUGACGGGGAUGAAGAGCAGAUGGAGACAGAAGAUAAUGAAUUCAGUGAGCAAGAGAGUGAGGACGAGUACAGUGAUGAUGAUGACAUGAGCUGGAAGGUGCGCCGGGCCGCGGCCAAGUGCAUGGCAGCCUUGAUUGGCUCUCGGCCCGACCUGCUGCCUGACUUCCACGGCACCCUGGCGCCUGCGCUCAUCUGCCGCUUCAAGGAACGCGAGGAGAACGUCAAGGCUGAUGUCUUCGGGGCUUACAUUGUGCUGCUGCGGCAGACGCGACCCCCGAAGGGGUGGCUGGAGUCCAUGGAGGAGCCCACCCAAACGGGCAGCAACCUCCACGCGCUGCGCGGCCAGGUGCCUCUUGUGCUCAAGGCCCUGCAGCGGCAGCUUAAGGACCGGAGCGUCAGGGCCCGCCAGGGCUGCUUCAGCCUCCUCACCGAGCUGGCGGGCGUCCUCCCUGGCAGCCUGGCAGAGCACAUGCCCGUGCUGGUGGCAGGCAUUGUCUUCUCUCUGGUGGACCGUUCCAGCUCUUCAACUAUCCGGAUGGACGCCCUGGCCUUCCUACAGGGGCUGCUGGGCACAGAGCCAGCCGAGGCCUUCCACCCACAUCUGCCGACUCUCCUGCCACCCGUGAUGGCCUGCGUGGCUGACCCUUUCUACAAGAUCGCGGCCGAGGCCCUGCUGGUGCUCCAGGAGCUGGUGCGGGCCCUGUGGCCCCUGGACAGGCCUCGGACGCUGGACCCCGAACCAUACGUUGGAGAGAUGUCUGCGGCCACUCUGGCACGGCUCCGUGCCACUGACCUGGACCAGGAGGUGAAGGAGCGUGCCAUCACCUGCAUGGGCCACCUCGUGGCCCACCUGGGUGACCGGCUCGGGGACGACCUAGGGCCGUCACUGUUGCUCCUCCUGGACCGCCUGCGGAAUGAGAUCACCCGGCUGCCUGCUGUCAAGGCGCUGACGCUGGUGGCCGUGUCCCCGUUGCGGCUCGACCUGCAGCCCGUCGUGGCUGAGGCACUGCCCGUUCUGGCUUCGUUCCUGCGGAAGAACCAGCGGGCACUGCGGCUGGCCACGCUGGCCGCCCUGGACGCGCUGGCCCAGAGCCAGGGACUUAGCCUCCCGCCGGGUGCCAUGCAGACUGUGCUGGCCGAGCUGCCUGCCCUGGUCAGUGAGAGCGACAUGCAUGUGGCCCAGCUGGCCGUGGACUUCCUUGCCACGGUGACCCAGGCCCAGCCGGCCUCUAUGGCCAAGGUCAGCGGCCCCGUGCUCUCGGAGCUGCUGCGGUUGCUGUGCUCGCCCCUGUUGCCCGCUGGCGUGCUGGCCGCUGCCGAAGGCUUCCUGCAGGCCCUGGUGGGGACCCGCCCCCCGUGCGUGGACUACGAGGGGCUCGUCCGCAUGCUCACGGCACCUGUCUAUGACCAGGCUGCGGAGGGCGGGCCAGGCUUGCACAAGCAGGUGUUUCACUCUCUGGCUCACUGUGUGGCAGCCCUCGCGGCCGCCUGUCCCCAGGAGGCGGCAGGCACGGCAAACCGCCUGGUCUGCGAUGCCAGGUCACCCCACUCCAGCACAGGGGUCAAGGUCCUGGCGUUCCUGUCGCUGGCCGAGGUGGGCCAGGUGGCCGGGCCAGGCCCCCAGCGGGAGCUGAAGGCAGUGCUCCUGGAAGCCUUGGGGUCACCCAGUGAGGACGUGAGGGCGGCCGCGUCCUAUGCGCUGGGCCGCGUGGGCGCCGGGAACCUGCCCGACUUCCUGCCCUUCCUGCUGGGGCAGAUCGAGGCUGAGCCCCGGCGGCAGUACCUGCUGCUGCACUCGCUCAGGGAGGCCCUGGGGGCCGCCCAGCCCGACAGCCUGAAGCCCUAUGCUGAGGACAUCUGGGCCCUGCUCUUCCAACGCUGUGAGGGCGCCGAGGAGGGCACCCGGGGGGUGGUGGCUGAGUGCAUCGGCAAGCUGGUCCUCGUGAACCCUCCGUUCCUCCUGCCCCGAUUCCGGAAGCAGCUCGCUGCAGGUAGGGGCACAGGUGUGGGCAAAGGCAGUCCAGAUCGGAAGUAGGCAGUUUGC
Molecule: messenger RNA, 3059 nt
Organism: Leptonychotes weddellii (Weddell seal)
Lineage: Eukaryota; Metazoa; Chordata; Mammalia; Carnivora; Phocidae
Source: RefSeq, a predicted model, not a curated record